GAGCCUUAUAAAAUAUAUGGAGUUCCUAUUUCUAGGGUUAGGGCUCCCCAGAGAGAAGGCAAGCAGCGGCAGCCAUGGUUCUCAAGACUGAACUUUGUCGCUUCAGCGGUGCCAAGAUAUACCCUGGUAAGGGUAUCAGAUUCGUCCGCUCAGAUUCCCAGGUUUUCCUUUUCGCCAAUUCAAAAUGCAAGAGGUACUUCCACAACCGGCUCAAGCCUUCAAAGCUUACCUGGACUGCAAUGUACAGGAAGCAGCAUAAGAAGGAUAUCCAUGCUGAAGCUGUGAAGAAGAGGCGCCGAACUACCAAGAAACCUUACUCUAGAUCAAUUGUUGGCGCCACUUUGGAGGUGAUUCAGAAGAGAAGAACUGAGAAACCAGAAGUACGGGAUGCUGCCAGGGAAGCUGCCUUACGUGAAAUCAAGGAAAGAAUUAAGAAAACCAAGGAUGAGAAGAAGGCGAAGAAGGCAGAAACAUUGGCAAAGACACAAAAAACUCAGACUAAGAGCAUGCCCAAGGGACCAGCAUCGAAAGGCCCUAAACUUGGAGGUGGUGGUGGAAAGCGCUGAACACCUAGUAUUUCUCUAGUAGAAGAAAGGCAAUAGGACAUCAGAUUGAGUAAAAAUAUUUCACUUUUGUUAAAGUAUUCAGACAUUUGCGUAUUCAUAUGAGCUGGUAUUUAUAUGUUUAUUUAGACCUUCUAGGGUUGUAGCUUCCAGCUUGGAACUUCAAGGCAAUGUUUGUCGGCCACUCAGAUUCUGCUUAUGUUGUGCUACUGUUAGUUUGUCAACUUGGAUAUUUUAUUUUGUUUUAGGUUGUAACUGCUUUAUCUAUGCUUGAUGCGAUUGCCAAUA
Messenger RNA from Elaeis guineensis (African oil palm), 851 nucleotides. Its product is annotated as large ribosomal subunit protein eL24. The record is from RefSeq and is a predicted model, not a curated record. Gene Ontology annotation, cellular component: cytosolic large ribosomal subunit. NCBI's taxonomy places the organism in Eukaryota, Viridiplantae, Streptophyta, Magnoliopsida, Arecales, Arecaceae. Gene Ontology annotation, biological process: cytoplasmic translation. Gene Ontology annotation, molecular function: mRNA binding; structural constituent of ribosome.